AUGCACAUCCUGGUCACCAACGACGACGGUCCGCCCUCGAACCAGUCGUCGCCCUACGUUCAUUCCCUCGUCCACUCGCUCCAAGUCGCGGGCCACACAGUCUCCGUUGUCCUGCCUCACCAGCAGCGCUCAUGGAUCGGUAAGGCGCAUAUUGUCGGCGCAUCCGUGAAACCUACAUAUUUCCGCCCGGGUACCUUGCAUCAGGAAGAUGGGACGAUACACCACUUGCCGAGGGGAAGCAAUGGCGAGCCCGAUGAUGGCGGCGACGAAUGGAUUCUGAUCGACUCGACCCCGGCCAGCUGUGUCCAGAUCGGACUCUACCACUUCUUCCAGGAAAAGGGCCCGAUUGACGUCGUGGUGUCAGGUCCCAACUAUGGCCGCAACACCACGGCGCUGUUUGCUCUGUCGAGUGGAACUAUCGGGGGCGCCAUGGAGGGUGCUGUGUGUGGGAAGCGCUCCAUUGCUUUGUCUUAUGCCUUCAGUUCUCGAAACCAUGACCCCGUCAUUAUUAAAGAGGCAUCUGAGCAUUCGGUUAAGGUGAUCGAGCACCUCUGCGCCAACUGGAAGGAGGGCGUGGACCUCUACAGUGUCAAUGUCCCCUUGGAGCCUGGUGUGAGCCAGAAUAAGGUUCUCUACACGGAAAUGCUGGAGAACAAGUGGACUUCUGGCAGCUGCUUUGAACCUGCUGACCCCGCGACUGGCGAUGACCCGGAGCUUCAAGAGCAGCGACUGCGUGAUGUGGGCGAGAACACCGGAAAGAAGGCCGAUACGGAUGAAAGCACGACUGAUAAGCCCGUUGGGCAACCUAGGAUCAAGCACAAACACUUUAAAUGGGCGCCUAACUUCCAGGAUGUGUAUCGAAGCGUGGAGGAGGGGCCUGCCGGCAAUGACGGUUGGGUCGUCAAGGAGCAGAUGACUAGUGUCACGCCUCUUAUAGCGAGCUUCAAGCAUAUGCCCGGUAUCACGGGAGAGAUCAAGCUAUCAGAUAAACAGCCAACGAUAUUCUCCAUUGUCGACUGUGACGAUCCCUACGUUCAAGAUCUUGUCGAGCGAGCACUCAAAUACCGUCUCGGAGAUACUGCUUGUAUCAAGCGCAUCUCAGAUCUAUCCGAACUUCCCGAUCCCACUGCACCUUUUUUCCAGUAUCGCGAGUACGAGCGACUGGACUUUGAGCAUAUAAUGUCGCACUCGUCCACUUCCCUUGCAAACGCAUACAUCAUCCGCAAGGCCCUGAUCCGCAAGCAUUACCUGUCCAACACGGUGGCCAAUUGGAUCUCCAAGCAUCCGGACAGUAUUCUUAAACAUCAUUUCAAGCCGGCCUUCGAUUUUGAGCUCGACUACUCCGAGUUCCUCGACGAGGCCCUUCUGGAGGCAUACGAGCUUCGCGAAAGCCUGGAAAAGAACGAAGAACGCCCAGACUCCGAGAAGGAAUGGUGGAUCCUGAAGCCCGGGAUGAGUGACCGCGGACAAGGGAUUCGCCUCUUCAGCAGCGAGGACCAACUCCGCGAAAUCUUCGAAGAAUGGGACGAAGAAUCCGAUGUCGAAGACGAGAGUGGUUCUGAAGAUAACGUCCCUCAGACCACAACUCCCGCCGCACACGACGAUGGCGUCGUCACUUCUCAACUCCGUCACUUCAUGGCCCAGCCAUACAUCGAUCCCCCACUUCUUCUUCCCUCGUCCUCGAACCGUAAAUUCCAUAUCCGCACAUACGUCCUCGCCACCGGUGCUCUGAAGGUGUAUGUUUUCAAGGAGAUGCUCGCCCUCUUCGCUGCCAAGUCCUACUGCGCACCACACGAAUCAGAGGACGAAGUCCAAGAUCUAGCCCGCCACUUGACAAACACCUGUUUCCAAGAAGGCGGCGCCUCCAACGAGGGCAGCGUGCGUCGCUUCUGGGAUCUGGAUCACCACGUUCCCGGCCUCUCAGAAGACUGGAAGGGGAAGAUCUUCGAGCAGAUUUGCGCCGUUACAGGUGAAGUCUUUGAAGCCGCGGCCCGAGGCAUGAUGGUUCAUUUCCAGACAUUGUCUAAUGCAUUUGAGUUGUUUGGUGUUGAUUUCUUGGUGGAUGCGGAAGGCAAUGCGUGGUUAUUGGAGUUGAAUGCGUUCCCUGAUUUCGCGCAGACGGGCGAGGAGUUGAAGGAGGUUGUUGUUGGGCGGUUGUUUGAGGAGACGAUUGAUGUUGCUGUGAAGCCGUUCUUUGGGCUGGGUGGGGAUGAUGGGGAGGGGAGUAUGAAGUUGGUUGCUGAUUUGGAUCUGGGAAGACAUGCAUAG
Penicillium subrubescens is the source of this 2268-nucleotide messenger RNA. RefSeq lists its product as uncharacterized. Gene Ontology annotation, biological process: protein modification process. The record is from RefSeq and is a predicted model, not a curated record. The transcript is spliced from 4 exons. Gene Ontology annotation, cellular component: P-body. NCBI's taxonomy places the organism in Eukaryota, Fungi, Ascomycota, Eurotiomycetes, Eurotiales, Aspergillaceae. Gene Ontology annotation, molecular function: hydrolase activity. The coding region runs from base 1 to 2268 and encodes 755 amino acids.